CCCUGUUAGAACUGACCUCUUAUGGAUUUUGCGAAAAUCAGCUGAAUCAGACAUGCGAUGGAAGCCACCAAAUCGAAGAGGAAACAUAAGCGGAAGUCUAAAGAUGCGGCCACAAAAUCUGCACAAGCGGGGGAAGAAUCUGAAGCCUCAAAAAAAGAAGCUACUCUCAGUACUGUCUCUGAAAGGGAAACGAGUGAAGUGACAAAGCUAACUGAAAAUGCUUGUGCAGCUGAGCCCGUGAUAGAAGACCUUCCCCGCAUUUCUAAAUCAGCUGAGAAAAAUGAGCUCAACAAAGAUGUCACUGCGAAGGAAGAUGUUUCACUGAAUGAAGAAGAACUGGGAAAUGUAGAACAAAAUAUAUCGGAAAAGGAAAAUGAACAGGUUUUACCCUCACAGAAGGACGAAAAUGAGACUGAGGUUGUCAAAGAACAGGAAAGUUUCAACAGCGAAACAACUUCAAAUAUGAACGCUUCAGGCAUUGCAGUUGAGCUUGAAUCAAAAUCUUCAGCUCAUGCAGAGUAUAUCAUGAAAGAUGACGUCCAGGGGGACAUUAAUAAACCUGAAAUUUUGUCUACAUUUGAAAGUCAAGCUGUCGAUAAAUGUAUGGCACAGGCGACAACUGGAGUUGAAAUGGAUGCAAAUGAUCAAAUUCCUAAUCAAUUACAGAAAGUCAUUGAGACUGAAACAAACGCAACUCUAACAAGCGGAACUUUAGAACUGGACCACAAAAUUAAGAAUAAAGAUGAAGAUCAGAGUGACAAAAACAAAUCUGAAAUUGUGUCAACCCUAGAAAAUCGAGGCAUUAGUGAGAGUACCACACAGGCUUUGACAGAGGAUAAAAUAGAGAGGAGGCAUCAAAUUCCUGAUCAAGUUGUGAAAACAAAAGAAAAUGAUACAAAUACAAUUUUUAAAAGUGGAAGAUUAGAUCAGGAUAACAAAGUUGACAGUUCUAGAAAUUUAUUACCACAAGUUGCUGACAAGGAGUUACCACUACUUAGCCAUGGCGAUGUCAGAACACCACAAUUAUAUCCAGGACUAGACUCCAAAGCCAAAAAGUCAGUAACAAGCAUAAGGCAGUACAGAAUGACCCUAGAAGCAUUUAGUGAAGACCACCUGAAAACUCUGUACUUCAACCCCCUGCUGGAACAGAUGGAAAGUUUUGUGGAGAAUUUUAUUAAGAUUAGCAAACAGGAUGAUCAUGAGUUCUAUGAACUUGUCAAUGCAUAUUUCAGAGGGAGAAAUGCUCUGGCAUUGGCCAUAAAGGAAUAUGAGAUUGUACUUGCUGAGUGUGAGAAGAAGAAAGAGCAACUGUGGAUUGACAAAAGUUUUUCAGUUACAGCUCAGGGAAAAUGUCUGGAUCAGAUAAAUGUCACACACAACCAUAAUUACCAGCAAGUGGAGUUAAAUGCUGGUGUGCCUGGUGAGAUUGAGAAUAUGCUUGGAAAACUUCAUAAAGCUUUACAUGAGACACUUGCUUUGCAAAGAUACACAUGUCAGCUUGCUCGGCUUCAUAUCGACAUGUACAUUUUCGACAUGUUGUCUCAAUCACCCAUUUUAAGGAAUGUUUCAUCUGAAACACUAGUGACUGAAUUGUGCCCUGUUGAACUGAGCCCAGAUCUUCAGGCAGAGAUCCACAAGUUGAGGGACUGUAUCAGUGUAUUGUUCAUGUUUGUUCGACAACCAAUUCAAGAUGAGGAGUUUGUCAACAUUUUGAAUGGCUGGAUGGAACAGCUGGUUGCUGUUCUUCUGCGUGUAGCUUCCCUGGCAGAUCUAGUGUUCUUGCUAAAUCACUUGCUGAGGUGUGCUCCAGGAUUCACCAGUAAAAUUGCCCAAUUCAUUCAGUUUCCUGUACCACAGUUCAGAAGCCAUGGUUAUAAUGUAGUAGAUGAACCCUAUUACUGGGACAAUCCGCUAGUUCAUCAUUUUGUGGCCAUGUUAUCUUCUCUGCUUCUCCCUGUCAGGGAAAGAGAAGUAUUUUUGCAGAAACUUGCUCUCAGAAAAGAAGGUUCCAUGAGAUCAAUCAGUUGGACUAUUGUGGAUGAUGAUGGAGAAUCCUUGGAGGAUGAAGAUCCAGAGACAAGUUGGGUUUUGAUUCAAGAGAAUGAUCUCAUAGCAUUGUUCUCUCAGUUUCCAUUUGAUGCCAUUUUCAAGCACCUACUUAAAAUGGACCCAAACAUUCCAAAUGAUUGUCUAAUCGAGUCACACUAUCAUGUGGAGCACACUUCAAGCCGUGAUAUAAUGAGAAUGUUGGCUUUUGCAUCUUGUGUUGUAUGUGUGAUGGGAAGGGCAUUCCGAACUUAUGAGAAAGUGCGUUAUAGAGCAUUUGUCAAAAGAGUGGGGCGAACUAUCAGACAGGUUGUACAAUAUGUUUUGGACCACUGGUCAGAUUUUCGAAGUUGGAGAGUGAACAUAUGUGGAGACUCUGAGAAUUCCAUUCCAGAUUCUCUCAGUUCUGGUAAUCAGUACUCAUUACAAAGACUUCAAGUAGAGGUUGAUCAGUUCUUUCUCCGUGCUGCACAACAGAUCAUUUCUGCACACAGGCUGGGUGCUUGGCAGUUUUUGGCUGAUAUGCCAUUUCGCAGUGUUUCUUCAGAAACUCUCUGGAAGUUGUUCUGGGCCCUCCAUGUAGAUGUUACCAAACUUGAUUCUGUAGAGAGCAUUAAGCAAGAAGAUUCAAUGAGGGAAGAUUGGAGAGAUGUUCUGGAGAGUAGACAGGGGGAAUUUACAGACCAACUGGCCACAAUGUCGCAGUCAGAAGCCAUCUUUCUGCUCACUACGUUUACGAACAUCGCGACAUCCAGAGAUGGCAAGGAAAGAGAGUUAAUAGAAGCCAUUACCACAGAGGUUUACAAGGUUUCCUUCAUAGCUAGUCAAACCAGGGAGUCAUCUUCUAAGACUGGAAGACAUCUCUUAGGAACCAUUUCCAGUGUCCAUCCCUUCGUGAUAUCGGUUUUGCUUGAAAAUGUCAGUGCAACACUGGAUACUAUUGGGAAGGCUUGUGUCUACUUGUUCAGUGGUUUAUCAGUUCAUCUGUGGCAUCCAACAUACAGGAACAUGGACUGCAUCAAAUCCUGGUUAUUAAAGGCUGAUUUGUCCUCUCCAGAAAAUCAGCUUGCACGUUACAUUAUUUCAAACUUAAACUGGGGACAUAUGGGAGAGUUAGGAGAGGGUGAUAAACUGUUUUUGCACCAGUGUUGGCACAGAGCUGUGGCAGUGUCACUUGUUGAGGUGUCAGCGCUUCGUUUACCCAAAAUGCCAGGAGGAAUAUCACAUGAAGCAUUUAAAGAAGAUACUGGACUCCUUAAACAGGUGACACUAAUAGCUACAACGUCAUACAAUCGACUGAUGCAGCCAGGCUAUGAGCAGCAGCUGUAUGAGUGGCUGUGGGAGGUCAUGCUCUCUCUCAGGCUUCACCCAACUGAUCUACCAACACCAGUCAUGCAGUUCACUCAGCAACUACCUACUACAGAUGAGUUAGAAGCAGGUGGAGAAGGAGGCCUUGGUUUUGCAAGCCUUGUGAAGUCGUUGUCAAAGGAAACAGUUGAGCUUCAUAACGAGAGUUCCCUUUCAAGUAUGACCCAUGCUAUUAAGGCCGGUGGACAACUUGCUAGUUAUGCUGCGAUAGCAAUGACUACUAUUGGUACCAGUCGUGAUCUCUUUUUGGGCGAGGGUCUGGAUUACUUAACAGUCAUUUUAAAUGAGAAGUGUUUUGAUGCGGCACUGAGGAUUGUAGCUAAUGUGACACCCAUGUUUUUUGGUUGCCAUGAGAAACUUACUCAGGAGGCAAGGUUUGUGACAGGAAUCCAUCGCUUAAGCCAACUUGACAGUGAUAAUGCAGGUUAUGCUGAAAAGCUGCUUCAAGCGUCCACUGUGGGCCCGUACUGUAAGAGGCUGGUGGGAAUUAUUCAGGGCCAUGUUCAGAAGUUCCAAGCUCCUGGUAUGGUUGGCUCAAUGAGCGUGGUGGAAUUCUGGUUACUUACGUUGUGCGCGUUGCCAUAUUGGUACAGAGAUGUUAGUGUACAGUUUCUGCUUGAUAAUCUGAUCAAAAUAGCUUUGAGAAUUGAAGGCAGCCUGUUCGGGAUACAAACCCACCUUAUGGACGCCUACAAGUUACUGCUCAGAGAAACCGGAAAUCAAGGAGUGAUUGCGUCAAUUUUCUCAUGGGUGACUUCAAGUAGCACUGCACCUCCCGUGCUUUGGGAAAUUAAGGCCUCUCCAGAUUACAGUUAUUAUGCUUAUUGUGUACUGUGCAUGGAAACUCAGAUGGAGGAAAAUUGUGGACUGUCUGUUGAAAUAAACAAGAGGCUACUGAACAAACCAGAUGCGACAGUUGAUGCAGUGUUGAAGAAAGUAGUGAAAAAGAUGAAACUGUCGUGGACACCUCUGGUGCCCAGUCUUUCUAUCUAUCGCUGGGCCAAUCAAGCUUUGGUCACAGAGGUUGAUCAUCCCAUUCUGCCUAUGAUGUGGCAACGCUUUUUUAGUCUUUAUCUCCAGAGACCGGUCACGGAGCCUGGCCUUGCUCAGCGAUCAGGUGUUGGGUAUCGUUUCUUCGAUAGCCAGAGUUAUAGCUCCAUGUUGAAGAAAAUGAAGCAGAGACUGCAAGCCACAGCUGAGCAUCACCGGAAUCGAUCCGUGGAGACAGGGGCAGACCAUGAUGCAGUCACUGAUGGUGACAGAGAAAUAAGCAAGCAGUUUGAACAAACCAGAGCAUUGCAUGAAAAACUUACAGGGUUUUAUCAAACACUGGCGUUGUGGUUGGAUGAACCGAGACUUCACGACCCCACUCUGUACCUACCGUCAUUGCCGCUUCCUUAUGAUGCAGUCAGGCUUGAGACUUUACUCAAACCAGAACAGGUACCUUGGUUUGAUUUGAUAUUCAUGAAAAAGAUUGAUAUGGAAAUCACCGAGUCUGUACGUUGUUGGGUAAAAUACGCCCUGGGACCUCAAAAGAACCCCCCUGAGAGUAAAGCCACUGGUCAGUGGAACGACAGGAAUCCUGAAACAGCCGCCUCGAGGAUUGUUAGAAGAAUGAAGACACACCCCGCACCACUCCCCCCUCCCCCUGUGAAAAGUUUAGAACCCAUUUUACCUUCUAUGACAGAUGCGACUCUGAUGAACAAACAGAAGUUAUUAGGCAUUGUUUAUAAUCAGCUACAGGGAAUAGCCACACAUGCAAGAAAGUUUUGUGGAAUUGUUGGCCAGCAUGUUUCCCUGGAUAUCGAGUAUAUUGAGUUAAUACCUAAAAUGUACUCAAACGAGAUGUCGCAGGUUGUAGUACAAGUUCCAUGUCGCAAACAUCAGUGUCGAGGGCCUGCCACUCUUACCAUGAAGUUCCCCGCUAAACGAGCUAAUGAAGCCAUAAUCAGAAAGGUUGCUGACAACCGUCGUGAGCAGGAACAAGUUGUACAGAAUUUCAUCCAACCAUGCCCGACUCGUUUGUGUGAAGGUGCUGCUUACAUUGAGAGCAUUAUCACGUCAUUGGUAAACAAAGUGAAAUCCUCUUCAGAGAGGAACGUACAAGAGAUAAUCAGCGACAUCGGUACUGCCUUAUUCUACCAUGUUACCGGAGCAAUGGAUGAGAAUGUUAUGACUUACCAACCAACUGUACAGUUCUUUACGUCUUGUGUUGAGAUACUAGGAAAGGAAUUUAUCAUGAACAAUCCCAGUCAGACAGAACAACUGCUGUCUGCCAUCUUGGAGCAUACUUCCAUCUCGGUGCUGUUAGUUCCAUUUUUCAGCCCAAAUGACAACCCUGAUUCCUUUACUACCAUGUACCGCAGAAUCCUAGAAACGGCGGAUGGAGAUCUAGUUUUCUCAUUGCUUACUAAGUUUGAGUUGCGUAAGUGGCUGUCCUCACCAAACAGCAAUCUCAUGGAAAGGUCAACCCUGACGCAUGCGGUGUUUGAAGCACUGAACAGUGUCGGAUAUGAACCUCCCAGUAACAAGAGAGCUAUUUUGGAGGUAUAUCUGCGUCAUCUGUCUAUCGUUCUGAUGUACAAUUUUCCGGAACAAUACAGUGAUGGUCUCAGGCUUCUCUGUGAAGGUUCUAGUAAGCGGACUCUCUGUCUUGAUGUGUGGGACACGUUUCUGUCCUGUAUUGGGUGUGUUCCAACCAAUGAAAAUGAGCCUCCCACCGCGUCAAAGGAAGUACUGGGAGAUGAACAGUUCUAACAGAACUUUGGACGCUGAUCUGCAGAGUGUUUGAGCCAUGGAUUUGCUCGCAAGAGUCUCCUAUUCCUGGGAAUGUUCCAGUAGCUCCUUGGAACGAGAGUGAAGUUCCUCAAGCAGCAGAUAUGGUCAACUUGUUCACCGAUACACUGAACUGCUUACAGACACAUUUAAAUGCCCCUUACAGCGAAACAUCAAUGAUGAACAUGUUUUGGAGUUUCUUCGUAUCGUCUUUAGCCAAACAAGGAAUACCCGAAUAUGUGCUCAGAGUGUAUCGCUCCAAGUUCUUUCAACUCCCAUGGCAGAGCUUUGUACCAACAUUACACAACAUGCAACUUAUGCAGGAGCUUUAUGGUGUAUGCAAGAACAGUUUUAGGUUCCUUGGUGUCGUAUUUCCUCUGAUGGACUGGAAAAACAUAAUUUCUAUUUACUCCGAGGGUCAAACCGCAGAGGCUGUGGCUCGUCUCUAUUCCUUUUUGUUUCAUCUCCUGGUCAUGUUUUCGAAUGAGAAUAGUAUCAUGGCUGUUCAGGGCUCUAAGAUGCCAGAGUUACUUAACGCUGCUUGCACAUUUGCUUGGCAUUACCUUGAUGGCAAAACUUUCGAGCAAGUUGUUUCUUGGCAAGUUGAUAACGGUUCAGCUGAGUUGGUACUUGACGAGAAAUCCUGCAUCUGGUAUGCGUUGAGGUUGAUCAGAGCUGCUGCAGGAAUCGUAGUCUCUGAAGAUGGCUCUAUGCAACCGACACGCCCCGAUACAGCAGCGAAACGUGCGUCGUAUGUUCGAUGUAUAGCAAGGCUGUUGUCCACAUGCUCGAUGGACACAAAACACAAAGUCAAAUCUUACGGACCAGUGAUUUUAUUUGUUCUUAAAGAUAUCGAGUCUGUUGCUGGUUCAGGUGUUGAUCCAGCAAGUACUGCAUCAGAAGUGUGCAUGAUGAUGUCAGAGGCACUUCACCUUUUGAACAACUGUUCUCCCGUGGGGGAUGUACUCCGUGUUACUUUAGACUCUAUAUUGCAGUUCAUCCGCGAUACGUCUUGUACCAUGGUUGUCUUGGUGUCCAUAUCAGCUGCUUGUAGGACCCUCGCUAACAUCCAGUACAUGGUCUCCGUCAUGGAGACUGGAAUCCAGUCAUUUUUUGCCAAGCAUUCGCCGCCAAACCCCAUUGGUGUUCAAAUGGACGCGGAUGGAGGCUGGGCACAAGUUGUACCUAGUGUAGCAGUGCCAGAACUCGCCCAAGAUGAAUUUGUUCAAGAAUGCGUAAGGCAAGGUGCUCUGCUGACGCUCUACACAAACAUACUCCUUAAGCUAUCCUCAUGCCAGAGUCCAGUCCAAGAGAUGUCUAUUCUUACUGAUAUAGUCACGUGGUGCUCACAUGUUAAAGUCAGGCGCGAAUUUGAAACCAAGGUUACGUUACUGUGGCACAAGAUUCUCGAGCUGUCUGUAAGACAGGUUUAUUAUGCAAGUGGACCUUUACAAGAUUUGACCAAACAGCUAUCAUUCCUUGCUUCCUACCUGCAUUCGUUAGGAGAAGAUAAGUCCUCGGCUGGUCUGUUAGGAGCCAUUGGAUUUGGAAAGAAGUCGCAGCUUAGUGUUCAAUUUCGGUUCAUGUGCCGCGCCUUGGAAGCGUUCCUGCUGGCACAGAUGCCUUCAAACUCUCUUUUAAGACUAGAGGCCAAAGCCCCAGGAUAUGUACGAGAACCAAAAAGGACAAAGCAGUUAGCCCCAGGCGGACGUGUCAUUUCUUCCACUGCCGAAGCCGAGCAAGCUCUGAAUAACUUGGAAACACUACGAGUUAACAAACAGUACGCGAGCCUAGCAGAACACAUCAUGGAAGCUUAUUCGUUUAUUGCUAAUCCUCUGAAUUCUCUCAUGGAAGGACCACAGUUCGUAGUCAUGCUUGUGCGUAGACUUUUUCCGAACGAUAGAGCAUUGGCUAUCAUCGCGGAUCAAACAAAUAUUUGAAUCAUUAUUGAUAUUAAGAGAAAAGACAAUAUAGAUUUCAAUAUAUGAAAGAUGUCUAAGAAGUUUUUUCUGCUCAAGAUUAAUGGGCAGGAAAAAUUCACCACAAUUCGCAAAUUUCUGUUAAUAAUCCUACGAUGUUUUGUAGUUGAAAUUUCCUUAUUGUAAUGAAUCAGGGGAAGCCAUGCGGGCAGUAGGUAGUAAUUUGUAUUUAAAAGUCGCAGAUAGAGCGAGUAGAGUCAGAACGUUUAAAACCUAAGUGUUCCACCCUAUGACAUCAGAAUAAUUUUCUCCCAAGAGACUAAAAACAAAUACAUUACAUGCCGUCGUUUUGUUGCUUAGCAACGCGGAAAACGGACGUAAUUUUUUUUCGAGAGCUUGAAUGGCCGAAAGACUUCGCACAUUUUUUGGCUGUUUAUGAGGACUUUCCGAAGAUGCUAUAGGAUGUUUGGCUACUUUUCUUUCCGAAUUGCCAAAAGAGAAAUAAUAAUUUAGCUGCUUUCCCCAUUUCCCUAAUCUCGAUGCACCUUGGUAAUUAAAAAAGUUUUGUCGGACAAACGCAGAAAUCUUGGCUUUAAAUGUACAUCAGAGGAAAGUGACAGUUUCCACUGUGAUUUCAUAGACCUGGGCCGGGUUGUUCGAAAGGUGGUUAACGUUAAUCUAGGUUUAGAAGUCAACUUUGGCUUUGCUGUCUCAUGUAGAGGAACGCGUAUAACAAGCCAAGAUCUCAGUAUAAGUUGAAAUUAACAGUAAAAAUUACAAAAUAAAAUCCCUUUCCAAAGCUUUAAAAUUCAAUUAAAAAUUUACACUAACCCCGGGCUAGGCUAACCGUGUUUUGAACGACCCGGCCCCGCUACAAUUUGGAUUGGUAAUAAAAUUCCUUCUAUAUUCACAAGA
Molecule: messenger RNA, 9023 nt
Organism: Stylophora pistillata
Lineage: Eukaryota; Metazoa; Cnidaria; Anthozoa; Scleractinia; Pocilloporidae
Product: ectopic P granules protein 5 homolog
Biological process (GO): autophagosome maturation
Cellular component (GO): cytoplasm
Source: RefSeq, a predicted model, not a curated record